Molecule: messenger RNA, 4829 nt
Organism: Emiliania huxleyi CCMP1516
Lineage: Eukaryota; Haptophyta; Isochrysidales; Noelaerhabdaceae
Product: carbamoyl-phosphate synthase
Exons: 8
Coding region: 67-4554 (1495 amino acids)
Biological process (GO): L-arginine biosynthetic process; 'de novo' pyrimidine nucleobase biosynthetic process; L-glutamine metabolic process
Cellular component (GO): carbamoyl-phosphate synthase complex; cytoplasm
Molecular function (GO): carbamoyl-phosphate synthase (glutamine-hydrolyzing) activity; ATP binding; metal ion binding
Source: RefSeq, a predicted model, not a curated record
CUCGGUCCGGCGACGAGGCCGGCCGUGCGCGCCGCCCGCGUGUCGCCCGCGACCGCGGCUCCGCUCAUGGUGGCGGAGCAGGCGAGGCCCGAGGCCUUUGUCGGUUCUACCUUCGGGUCGAAUUCGGCCAUGUUUUACCGGCAGGGGAUGCUUGUGCUGGAGGACGGGACGCGGCUGCGCGGCGUCUCCUUUGGUUGCGAGAAGCCCGUCUCGGGCGAGGUCGUCUUCACGACCGGCAUGGUUGGCUACCCCGAGUCGCUGACCGACCCAUCGUACCGCGGGCAGAUGCUGGUGAUGACCUACCCGAUCGUGGGCAACUACGGCGUGCCGGACGACGAGGUUGACGAGUGGGGCCUGCCGAAACACUUUGAGUCCGACUCGAUCCAGGUCACCGCGCUCAUCGUCGCCGACUACUCGCACCACCACUCGCACUGGUCGUCGCGCCGCUCGCUCUCGCAGUGGCUCAACGAGCAGGGCGUGCCUGCGCUGUACGGCAUCGACACGCGGCUGCUGACCAAGAAGAUCCGCGAAAAGGGCGCCCUCCGCGCCACCAUCGAGUUCGACCCCGCCGUCGCCCGCGGCGGCGAGCCCGUACUGCCCGCGUUUGAGGACCCGAAUGAGCGCAACCUGGUCGCCGAGGUGUCGCUCAAGGAGCCGCGCGUGUUCAACAAGGGGGGCAAGUUCAAGGUGCUGGCGACGGACUGCGGGAUCAAGUACAACAUCAUCCGCUCCCUCCUCCAGCGCGGCUGCGAGGUGACCCUCGUGCCGUGGGACACGCCGCUGCUGCCGCUGCUAGAGGACCACGACGGCCUCUUUCUGUCCAACGGGCCGGGCAACCCCGCGAUGGCGGACAAGACGGUCGGCCACAUCCGCGACGCCAUCGCCGCGAUGGAGUCGGGCGAGCUGCCCGUCAAGCCGCUCUUCGGAAUCUGCCUCGGCAACCAGCUGCUCGGGCGCGCGACCACGUACAAGCUCCCCUUUGGCAACCGCGGCCAGAACCAGCCCGUCGUCAACCUGCUCUCCAAGCGCUGCUUCAUCACGCCGCAAAACCACGGGCGCGCGCCUCGAAGCGUGCCCGCCGCGCGAGGGGCGUCGCGUCCACGACACGGCAUCAUGCACAAGGAGCGGCCGUGGAUCACCGCCCAGUUCCACCCCGAGGCAAAGUCGGGCCCGUCGGACACCGCCUUCCUCUUCGACCUCUUCCUUGAGGCGAUGGGCAACCCGGCCCUCCCGCUCACGCCGGCGCUCGAGCGGGGCAAGUACGCCGCGCCUGAGCCCAAGCCGCUGAGCAAGGUCCUGCUGCUCGGCUCGGGCGGCCUCUCGAUCGGCCAGGCGGGCGAGUUCGACUACUCUGGCGGCCAGGCGAUCAAGGCGCUCAAGGAGGCGGGGCUGCAGGUGGUGCUCAUCAACCCGAACAUCGCGUCGGUGCAGACAAACACCGAGGGGCAGGGGCAGCUCGCGGCGGACCAAGUCUACCUGAUGCCGGUGACGCCCGACACGGUCGAGACGAUCAUCGAGCGCGAGCGGCCCGAGGGGAUCAUCCUCUCGAUGGGCGGCCAGACGGGCCUCAACUGCGGCGUCGCGCUCGAGAAGAGCGGCGUGCUCGAAAAGUACGGCGUGCGCGUGCUCGGCACGUCCGUCGCCGCCAUCGAGGCGACCGAGGACCGCGGCAUCUUUUCGGACAAGCUCAACGAGAUUGGCGAGCGGAUCGCCCCCUCCUUCGCGUGCGACACGCUCGACGAGGCGCUGGAGGCGUCAAAGAACAUCGGCUUCCCCUGCAUGGUGCGCUGCGCGUUUGCGCUCGGCGGGCUCGGCUCUGCGCUCAUCGACACCGAGGAGAAGUUCGAGGCGCACUGCCGCGAGGCGUUCGCGUCGACGCCGCAGGCGCUCGCCGCUGGCUGCGGUCGGGGGGGAGGAUGGGCUGUCCUCGUCGAGAAGUCGCUCAAGGGGUGGAAGGAGGUCGAGUACGAGGUGGUGCGCGACGUGGCGGACAACUGCAUCACCGUCUGCAACAUGGAGAACUUCGACCCGCUCGGCGUGCACACGGGCGAGUCGAUCGUGAUAGCGCCCUCGCAGACGCUCACCGACGACGAGUACCACAUGCUCCGCACGACGGCGAUCAAGGUCGUGCGCCACCUCGGCAUCGUCGGCGAGUGCAACAUCCAGUACGCGCUCGACCCGCACUCGAACGACUACUGCAUCAUCGAGGUGAACCCGCGCCUGUCGCGCUCGUCCGCGCUCGCCUCCAAGGCGACGGGCUACCCGCUCGCCUCGGUGGCGGCCAAGCUGGCGCUCGGCAACCUCCUCCCCGACCUGACCAACUCGGUCACGCUCUCGACCACCGCCUGCUUCGAGCCCUCCCUCGACUACGUCGUCACCAAGGUGCCGCGCUGGGACCUCUCCAAGUUCGACCGCGUCUCGCGCGAGAUCGGCUCGGCGAUGAAGUCGGUCGGCGAGGUGAUGGCCAUCGGCCGCACGUGGGAGGAGUCGCUCCAAAAGGCGCUGCGCAUGACGGACCCCGCCAUCGCCGGCUACCAGCCGCACGACGAGUUUGUGGCCGAGAGCGAGGAGGAGCUCAACCGCUCGCUGCAGGUGCCGACCGACACGCGCAUCUACGCGAUCGCCGAGGCGAUGAAGCGCGGCUACUCGGUGGACCGGAUCCAGUCGCUCACCGCCAUCGACCCCUGGUUCCUGUGGAAGCUCAAGCGGAUCAACGACAUGGGCCAGAUCCUCUCCGAGUACACGCCAAAGACGCUGCCCGCCGGCACGGUGCUGCAGGCCAAAAAGUCGGGCUUCUCGGACGCGCAGGUGGCGAAGCUCACCGGCUCGACCGAGCUCGAGAUCCGCGCGCUGCGCAAGGCGAUGGGCGUGACCCCCUUCGUCAAGCAGAUCGACACCAUGGCCGCCGAGUUCCCGGCCGCCACAAACUACCUGUACAUGACGUACAACGGCGACGAGCACGACCUCGACUUCGAGGACAAGGGGACGAUGGUGAUCGGCUCGGGCGUGUACCGGAUCGGCUCGUCGGUCGAGUUCGACUGGUGCUCCGUCUCGGCCAUCCGCGCGCUGCGCCAGCUCGGCAAGAAGUCCGUGAUGGUCAACUACAACCCCGAGACGGUCUCGACCGACUUCGACGAGUGCGACCGCCUCUACUUCGAGGAGCUCUCGCUCGAGCGCGUGCUCGACGUGUACGAGCAGGAGGGCUGCGAGGCCGCCAUCGUCUCGGUCGGCGGCCAGAUCCCAAACACGCUCGCGCUCAAGAUGGGCUCGACCGGCGUCAACGUCGCCGGCACGUCGCCGACGAUGAUCGACACGGCCGAGGACCGGAACAAGUUCUCCGCGCUCUGCGACCGCGUCGGCAUCGACCAGCCAGAGUGGCAGCUGCUCACCUCGCAGGAGGACGCGCUCGCGUUUUGCUCGCGCGUCGGCUACCCGUGCCUCGUCCGGCCGUCGUACGUCCUCUCGGGCGCGGCGAUGAACGUCGCCUACUCGGAGGGCGAGCUCACCGGCUUCUUGACGGAGGCGACGCAGGUCUCCAAGGAGCACCCCGUCGUCGUCUCCAAGUUCAUCGAGAACGGGCGCGAGAUCGACGUGGACGCGGUGGCGCGCGACGGCAAGGUGCUGCUGCACGCCGUGUCGGAGCACGUCGAGAACGCGGGCGUGCACUCGGGCGACGCGUCGCUGAUGCUGCCGCCGCAGACCCUCGACUCUGCCGACGUGGCCAAGGUUGAGGAGAUCACGCACAAGCUCGCCGCGGCGCUCGAGAUCACCGGCCCCUUCAACAUGCAGCUCAUCGCAAAGGACGGCGAGGUCAAGGUGAUCGAGUGCAACCUGCGCGCCUCGCGCUCGUGCCCCUUCUCGUCCAAGGUGAUGGGCGUCAACUUCAUCGAGACCGCCACCAAGGCGAUGGUUGGCGCGCCGAUCGACGAGCGCGCGCCCGAGCCGCCCGACGACUAUGUCGGCGUCAAGGUGCCGAUGUUCUCCUUCCAGCGUCUCAAGGGCGCCGACCCGUCGCUCGGCGUCGAGAUGGCCUCGACGGGCGAGGUCGCCUGCUUCGGGCCGGACCGGCACGACGCCUUCCUCAAGGCGAUGCUCUCGACGGGCAUGAAGCUGCCCAAGAAGAACAUCCUCGUCUCGAUGCAGGAGCGGCUCUUCGCCGAGGCGGUGCCGGCGGUGCGCAAGCUGCAGGAGCUCGGCUACACGCUCUUCGCGACCAAGAAGACGUCCGCCUACCUCGAGGAGCAGGGCGUGCCGGUGACGAUGCUCAACUACGCGGAGGACGGCGUCGAGCCCUGCAUCGACGACUACAUCCAGCGCGGCGACAUCGAGCUGGUGCUCAUGUUCUCCAACCAGUUCUCGCAAAACAUCCUGACCAACUACGCCAUCCGCCGGCUCGCCGUCGACUUUGGCGUGCCGCUCAUCACCAACGUGCAGGUGGCGCAGCUGCUCGCCGACUCGCUCGAGGCGACCAGCACAGACAUCGCCAAGCCAAACGGGGUCGGCCUCGACCCUCGCAGCCUGCACGAGUGGUACGGCUCGGCUGCCAGCCAGUGAGGGCGGCUGACGGUUCAUUAUAGUUUGGGCCUCGCUCAAUUCGUCCUUUGAGUGCGAUCGGAUGACGAGCCGAGGCCCUUGACUAGGGGCGCACGAAGGCGGGGGAGCACGCGCAGCACGCGCAUGUGGUGCUAUCUCUGCACAAGCACACGCUGUCGGGGGAGGGGGAGCCGUGUUGUCUAGUGACUCGUACAAGGGCUGUGGCAGUGUGGGGCCCGCGGUGUACCAUGUCUAUGUCUGCAUGUCGGUUAAAGCUCCGUAGAGAAAGAGCUAGC